UUACGCGCGGACUGGACACACCUCCAAUGGGAGUUUCCACAAAGAGGUGGUGGUGGAGGAGGAGGAGGAGGAGGAGGAGGUGGUGGAAGGAGCUGAUCACUUCUCCUUUCCACCCUCUAGUCAACGCCAGUCCUCCUCCUUGUACUGGCCGUGGUGGAACAUGCCCGCCGCCGUGGGCAAGUCGUUACGCGCGGCCACCGUGCUGUCCGUGGCGGUCCUGUCCUUCUUGGUGUGCUUGCUCCUCGGCAGCGUGCGCCAUCUCGGAAGCGGCCACGAGGAUCUGGAUGAGGAGCUGGUCUCUCUCCGCUCAGCGUUGAGCCACCAACUCGCGCAAAGACGCCAAGAAAUCCUUCCACUGCUUUCCCCCGGACACGAGAAGGAGCCUUUCUCCACCUGGGAUUCUAAUUUGUGGGGCGAGCUCACGCGUGGUUCCUCCGCCGCUGGAACUCCGCUGGGUUGCGGAGCUCUGCUGGACAUGCAACCGCUGGAGGUGCUCGGCUCUGGGUACACCAAGCUGGUAGUGAAAGUGACGCUGGCUGGAGGAGAGCCGGUGGCCCUCAAGAUGGUCAACGAGCACGGCAUCGACAUGGGCAAGUGCGUGGAGGGCUUCAAGGACCCCCACGGAUGCCGUCAGCUGGUCUCCUACAAGCUCAGCAAGGAAGUUGUCCUCCUGCACAGGUUGCGGCAUCCCAACAUCAUCAAGUUGCGCGGUCACUGCGCUGGAGACGCGGGAACCCAAAUGACCGCCAUCUUGGAGCAGGGGAACCCUCUCCAGAUGCUCCAGCUGCUCCAGAGCCCCUGGGAGGACCGCUUCAGGGUGUGUCUGGACUUAGUCCGCCUCCUCCACUUCUUGUCACGCUCGCCACUAGGCUCGGUGGCUCUGCUGGAUUUUCAGCCCCGCCAGUUCGUUAUGGUGUCGGGCGAGCUCAAGCUCACCGACCUGGACGAUGCCAGCGCGGCCGACACACCCUGCGGCUGCGACGCCGACUGCUCCCUGCAGUUUCCGCACCGGAAUUUUACCCUGACUUGUUCGGCUCGUGGCGUGUGUGAGGGUUUCAAUGAGAAGAUGAACAUUUACAAUGCCUACAGGUACUUUUUCACUUACCUGCUGCCUCACCAGGCCCCGCCCGGCCUCACACACCUGGUGCAGAACAUCAUGAACGUCACAGGUGAGCUGAAAGCCGACAUCAACGAGACGCUGGAUGCUUUCGAGAACAUCCUGCAUCUUUAUCAAUCUGGCCUGCACCUGGACAAGCUGCCUUCAUCCAUACUUCGAGAUUACAACUUGACGCGAGGCAUGGCAACAUCAGGAAACACAGAGUACCACUGCUGGCCAUCCUACAGCCAACAAGGCUGCGUCUUGUCCAUCCACAGUGCCAGCGAGGCUGCACACAUUUGCAACUCGCAUUCGCAGUGCACAAGCUUCACUCUGACUGGACAGAAAACAUGGACAGGUCGCCCACUGGCCAUUUUCAGGAGCAGCUUCAAACUUCUGGUGCCUGACGAAACCUCCGAGGUGUAUGUGAAGAAAAGCACAGCCGUGUAAAUAUGACGCACAGAUGAGACCUCUCAUUUUAGAGAAGAGUAUGCAUUGAGCUCAUUUACUCCCAAUGAUGAUGUGAAGCAAGCAACACGUUGCGCUUAAAUUAGACGAGUCCCGCGGCGUCCAACGGCGUCCCUAAUUUUGCGGGAGAGAAGUCGCAGCCAAGGCGGGUAAAUGUGAUGGAUUUCUAGGCCUUCCGCUCACUGCACUCAUUACAUGCGCCUGCCGGGUCACCGCUUCUGCCAACAGCUACUUGAAGGGAUUUCCCUUCAGAUACAAUUAAGGAAAGAAAGCCUUUUUUUUAUGUUACUACCUUGACUUUAUUUGCUGCUUUUUUGUGAAGCCAGCCCCCCCUGUGGUAGGCUUGGAUGUAAGAAGUCGAGCCGCAGCAUCAGCCCAAAAAGCCAGAGGACGAGGAAAGAAAACAAGCUCUUAUUCGAGUACAUGCUUAGGCUGAUGCGCUGAGGUGCCAACUGUUUUCUCAUGGCUCUGGGGCUUAACUGCACUGUGAUCUGAAUGGGACCUUUACAACGCCGCUUUUAACGUGUGUGUGUGUAUGUGGGGGGGGGGGGGGGGGGGGGGGGGAGUGAUGUCUGUUUGUUUAGCUAGUUUGCAUAAGGUAGCAUUUGAAGCUACAGCCAGGAGCUUGUUUUAGCUCUGUGUGGCGAAUAGUAUAAAGCGCAACAUCUAGUUAGUGUCUAAAGAUACGGCCAGGAACUAAUUAGCGUGGAAAAUAAAGCUAAAUUUAACAAGAAGUUAGCAUAAUCUAUCAUUAUGAUGUCACAGCAAACGGCUAGUCAGAGGAAAGUAGCAUAUAAAAGUCAAUUGGUAAUUAAAGCUCAGUCUAGCGAAUAAAACGAAGGUAAAUAAAACUAACUAAACAACUAGUUAGCUUAAUGGAACAUUUAAAGCCAGAGUCAAAGUAGCUUAAACAAACAGAUAAUGAAGAUAAUGACAUUUUGGGGCCUGAAAUUACAAAUAUUCCAAAACUGUUUUCCAAGCAAUGGUGUGGUUUUUUGGCCUGGCAUGUAUAUUGCAAAUUCUUUGGGGUCAUUUUUGCAGGUUCAUGCAAGUAGAGGCUAGUGGUAAUACUUUUUAUUCACAUUUUUCAAAAACCCAUAAAUGCAGUAAUAUACAUGCCAGUCCAGAAGUUGUCAAUUUGACUUUGUAAUGAAACACCAACUGCUCUUUUUUUUAUUUCGAAAGCACCUUUUCAUGGUCUGUUUGAUAUUUGGAUGAAAGUAAUGCGACUAUGCUGAAUGUAGUUUGUUGCCUUAAAUGCCUCAAUAGCGCUUUGUGCUGACUUUUAUUAUAUUCAAUUUUAUAACAUUUUUCAGUUUUUUGAGACACGCCUUUUUAAAAAAUCUUAUUCUUUGAAAUGUUUAAGUUAAAGACAAGUUGCUGUAUACUACCACUUAAAUCGCUAUGAGCAUUUGCAGCAAAGAUUAUUUCAAAUCAUUCCAGUUCAUUUACAUCCUUUUGUAAACAACUUAAUUUAAUUUUUUUAAUGUGUCAUGAUGAUUGUUCUUACACAAUUGUGCUUGUAGAGUUUUAAGUGCACCUUGUGGGUGAAACCAUUAUUUUCAAUGGAAAAUGACUCACUUCUGUUUUUUAUAUACUGCACCAAAUGUAACUGCAGAGUCUUAUUUUAUAAAUUUGUACUGAUUCUGUC
Molecule: messenger RNA, 3215 nt
Organism: Syngnathus acus (greater pipefish)
Lineage: Eukaryota; Metazoa; Chordata; Actinopteri; Syngnathiformes; Syngnathidae
Gene: pkdccb
Product: protein kinase domain containing, cytoplasmic b
Exons: 7
Coding region: 161-1546 (461 amino acids)
Biological process (GO): protein phosphorylation
Molecular function (GO): ATP binding; non-membrane spanning protein tyrosine kinase activity
Source: RefSeq, a predicted model, not a curated record